Molecule: messenger RNA, 909 nt
Organism: Aspergillus tanneri
Lineage: Eukaryota; Fungi; Ascomycota; Eurotiomycetes; Eurotiales; Aspergillaceae
Product: pirin family protein
Exons: 1
Coding region: 1-909 (302 amino acids)
Source: RefSeq, a predicted model, not a curated record
AUGGCUGUCCCCCGCGCAAUUCGUCAGGUAUUCCUGGCCAUUGAGCAAGCAGAGGGCGUCGGUGCGCGAGUCCGUCGCUCCAUUGGCACCGCCAAACUACGCAACUUGAGCCCGUUCCUCAUGCUGGAUCAUUUCACCGCCGGCGCUGAGGCCGGCUUCCCCGACCAUCCGCACCGAGGUCAAGAGACCAUCACCUACCUGCUCUCCGGAGCGGUGGACCAUGAGGAUUUCGCCGGGAACAAAGGCACCAUUGGACCCGGCGAUUUGCAAUUCAUGACCGCCGGACGAGGCAUCAUGCAUGCUGAAAUGCCGCGUAAGAACCCUGAUGGCAGUCCCAACGAAGGCAUGCAGUUAUGGGUCGAUCUGCCAAAGAACCUGAAGAUGUGCGAACCGCGGUAUCGCGAUCUGCGUGCCCACGAGAUCCCCACCGUGGAUAUCGAUGGCGGUCGUGUCACUGUUAAGGUCAUCUCCGGUCAGUCGCACGGGGUCGACUCUGUGCGGGAUCUUGCCUACACGCCUGUCUGGAUCUUGGACGUCACCGUGCGUCCGGGAGGUCGUAUCCGGCAGAAUUUACCGAUGGGCUGGAAUGCCUUCGCCUAUACGUUUGCCGGUACCACGGUGUUCGGGUCUAAUGACUCCACGCGUCUGGUGAAGGAGUACCAUAAUGUCGUCUUCGAACAGGGCGGGGAUCACAUCGAGGCUUCCGUGCCAGACAAUGCCGAGUCCGAGUCGCGGUUCAUUCUGGUGGCCGGCCAGCCGCUGAACCAGAAAGUGGUACAGUAUGGUCCGUUUGUCUUGACCAGCCAGGAGGAGGUGUAUCAGGCUAUGCUGGACUACCAGACUGCGUCGAAUGGAUUCGAGAGGUCCCGCGGCUGGGAGAGUGAAAUCGGGAAGAGAAUGGCGAUGUAG